UCAAAGCCCCUAGUGUGUUAAAUCUCUGGCAGUGCGGAGAAGCCUCUGUGCUUCUGACGCAAGCAGGGGAGCCCUGUGGAUGAGUUGGGGAUGUCUCUGAUGUGAGCGAUUCAAACAACUUGCUAACUACUGCUCUUGGGGUUGACGCAAGGGAUCUGCAACAGUCUGGCUUUGAUCCUGCAAAGCUUGUAAGUUCUGGGAUGAUAAAUGGCGCGUGUUUCUGCUGCUCGCUUGUUAUUACUGGCCUAACCUGUAAUCAGAUCCACACAGUUUUGCAGCUUUAAUGCUGCUCUUCAUCUUAGAGUUUUGCUUUUCCCAUUACUGUCUUGGAAAAAGUACUGGAUCAUGUCUUGCUCUUUGCUAAACAGAUCGAGUUUCCCUACUUGAACUCCUCACUGUAGUGAAAACUGCCCUGGGAAAGAGGACUUUUCUCCUGCAAAUGACAAAUGUGUCACAUUCUAAAGUGACAUUUGGUUGUGCUCUGGAGGAGUUGCAAUUUUCUUGCUGUGAAUGCUCCGUGGCACGUGUUGUGUCUGCACCAGAGGGUUAAGUGUCAUUUAAGAAGAACCUGAUGUUUUGAAGAGAUCUGUGUUAACAGAGGCAAAAUAGCAAGGGGGAGGGGAGGGGAAGGGAAAGGACAGCUGUAGCAGCAGAAUGCGGAUAUUUCUCUGAGCUGGGUACCUGUGUUAUCUUUGGUGUGAUCUGGGUUACAAACUGUGUCCUUACCAACAUGAUAGGGACACGAGCAGGAGCUGAGGUACCCCGGUGUCAGAAGGGGAUGGUCUCCUUGAGGCAGUUCUUGCCAGCCCGUGGCUGCAGCCUUGUAUCAAGAAAGAGUUAUGAGCUGUGGAUGACCCAGCAAAACAAUAAGCUUGUGUACAGAGUGCAGUCUGAGCGUAUUUGGAAAGGAAAAUCUCAUUUAGGGGGAAAUCUUAUGCAUUAUUUCCUCUUGGCUGGACCCUGAUGUAAGUGGGACUGCAGAAAAGGGAAAUGACCCAAUAAUGUCUUAGUGUUGCAGCAGGUGACUGUCCGGCAAGUUUGCUGCAGUGCCGUGCUGUACAUGGGAUCAAAACUGAACAGUCUGCUCGUGGAAGGCAGCUAUGAAGGGAACGUUGCAUCUUAUUCAGAGCAAAACUUGGAACCUGUUUUGUCAUUACUGAUUGCAGCUUGGGGCUUCAACAAUUUCUGGCUGACAGGAAGGAAACCUGUAAGGUGCUUAAAACAAACAAACAAAAAAGAACCAAAACAGCCCAAUGCUGUGUUUGGGUUCCUAAAAUGGCCAGUCAGAAUCUGAUUUCAUCAUUCUAUGAAAGGUAUAACCAUGUUGAACAUCAAAUCUAAGUUACGAUACAUUGCUAGAAACUUUCCAGGAAGAACUGGUGCCUGGUGAGAUUAUAAAUGCUGUGGUUUGGUAUUUUAUGGCUGGAAAAUGAGUUAAACCUUCCAUCACACUGACACUUAAAUGGCUUCUGUCGCCAGUCUUCAUACGUCUGACUGUAUGCAGUUCCUGUGCUUGUCGGGCAGUUCUAGCUGACUGGUAAUGAUAGUUUGUCUCUUGGAUUUAACUGUGGCUUGGCACUAACUGCUUGCUGCACUAGUUUCACUGGUUUGAUUCAGAUCAGAUCUGUAAAUCUGCGCUGUAGCUUCAGGAGAAGAGGAAAGUCAGUCCCCCAUGAAGCCAGGAGUCAGACUGACAUGCACUGGAGGCGGCAAGAAGUCUUUGCAGCAAAAGGAGCUUUUGUCGUGUUUUUCAUGAGCGGGACCUACAGACCAGUCAGUCUGUUCUGCAUAGACACUGUAGCCUUCUUUGUCUGGGUCUAGCAGAGCUGAUUUCCUCCUCUGAAGAAGAAAUAGUGCUGUUCCUGCAUCCCAUGGUCUCUCCCUGUUGCUCCAUGUGGGAGAGUUCUGGUACCAAUGGCGCUUUGUAUCCAGCUCUGUGACAAUACACUGAUUUGACCACCUCCCAUUAAAUGUUUCCAGCGUGAAUAUCAGGUGAGGGGGGAGAAGGGCGUCUGAAUACCGAUGAAUGAGCUGCAAUGGAUAACAAAGACUCGGAAGCUGAGAUCCACCCUCUGAAGACUGAGGACGUAAAAGCUCAAGAGAACCAUGAAAACUCUGUCGAGAGAAGAAUUGUCAGCAAGCAGUCAUCACAACUUUCACGGCUGUCACGGUGGCGCACUGCCGCCUUCUUCAUCUCAUUAUUUCUGUGUCUGAUAAUUGUGUUUGCUUUCUCAUUUAUCAUUCCUUGCCCAGAGAGGCCAGUUUCAGAAAGAACAUGGUUCCGAAACUAUGACAAUGCAGUGGCCUACCAGUUUCUUGCUAUAGAAGAUGCGAAUGAAGACAAAGUGCAAGAUGUCGUCUUUGCUUUCAAAGCUAGCAAUGGCAGCAGCAGCUUCAACAGAACCUGUUCGGAUGAAGGUCUGCCUUCUCCAUGUGCCUUCGUUGCUGCUGUGUCUGGCACAAACGGCAGAGCGCUCUGGGAGAGGCCUGCUGCCGAGGAAGUUGAGUGGAUGGAGUGUGGCAUCAAGCAGCUCGGGGCAGCUGAGGCCCAGGGUUGCCUGGUCGUGGGGAAGCCGGUGUCUCUUACCGCAGUUGACCUGCAGACAGGGGAAGUUCGGUGGAGACAGUCCAGUGACUUUGGAGCUAAUUAUACUGUGCUGACUCCCGUGUCGGUGAUUCCAGAUGUGGAUAGUGAUGGACUUCAGGACCUGAUAAUCUUUAUUGCUACAGCAGAUAAGAUUAAGACCUUCAUCCAUUCAGGAAAAAAUGGCAAACAGAUCGGCUCCACUGGAAGCCUGAACGUGGAUGGGAAAGCUCGCUAUAUCAGGCUGAACCUGGACUCUUCCUACUACUUCCUUUUCUAUACAGAAAACUCUCUCUAUGCAUAUUCCCUGAAAGAUCUCUACAGUGCAGCAACUGGGAUGGAAAUUAAGCUUCCCAGCCUUGAGCAAGAUCCUCAGUGGGAGAAGAACAUUGACCACACCACGCACCACUUAUCCUUUCUCAGCUUUGGAGACAUUCGUUACUUGGCAAAAAUUCCUGGGCGAUCACGGGAGAACAUCUUGGUUGUAAACUCAGAGAUGGCUAUGCUAAUCAAUGCACAAAAUCUUCAGACUUUGUGGACCCUCAACGUCUCCCGUGUUGUGAGUGAGCCGCUGCUUGGUUACUACAAGCCUGAUGUUCUUGGUAUUGUCCUUGAGAGUGAAAUUGGACCCAACAGGAAGAAGGUUAUGAUUGUUGAGAGUGGAUCUGGAGCAGUCCAGUGGGACCUGAAGCUGAACUCGAGAGCAGAGAGCCCUGGGCCAGCCACACUUUCUACUGCUGAUCACCGCUCCGCCUUCCUCAUCUGGGGUGAAUACCAGGUGCCAGGAAAUGAAACGAGAUCCAGAGCUCCUCUCCAGAAGCUGUAUCUUUUCCAUCCUUCCUACACUAAUGUCCUGUUGGAGCUCCGCAAUAGCACAGACCAAAUAAUUGCAUUCAAUGCCACACUGUUUGAGCGGAGCCGUCAUGCCUGCUACGUGCUGUUGAGGGGACCUCAACCCAGUGAGGAGCCAGGGUCAGUGUCUCUGAUGAAGCGUAAGCUGAAGGAGGAUGUCUCCGAAAGCAGGGUGAUCUGGCUGAGCCAGGUGGCUGUGGACAGCGAGCAGUAUGUCCGGGACCGCCUCUACAGGAUGCGAUUCCACAGCCGAGUGUGAGCUUGCUGAGGGAGGGGGAGAGUCUGCCCUGGGCCAGAUGUCUCCAAGCUGCCUCUCCUCUGCAGCCAUGCUCUUUGCAAACCCAGAUCACGGAUUCAAAUGGGAAGCUACCUUUCUCGAUCCGCAAACCAAAGUGUGGCUGGUGGGGAAGCACCCCCAGUGUCUGGGGAUGCCCAGGCUGUGGGGGCAGCUGCCAGUGCAUCUGUCCUCAGAGCUGAUGGGACUUCAGUGCUUGGCCACCACUGAAGUGUCGUCAUCUUGGGGAAGAGGGCUUUCCCUUGAUCCUUCUGUGCCCGCAGAACUGUGCUGACUCAGCCUGUGUCUGGAGGAAAACACGUGCUUGCUGGGGAUGCCGGAAUUCAUUACUUCUUGGGUGCUUGUGUGAGAAGUGGAGCUUCGAUGUGUGGUGUUAGAUUUCCUUUCUGAGUCAGCUCUCCUGGCUGUGGGAGAGCUGCUUGGCUGCAGGUUGAUUUGCAAUUGCCCUCUCCUGGAUUUGGGCCCCUGCUUCAGUAGUCAUGGGGUGUGUGUAGUGAUAGACCCCAGCCGUGGCUGAUGAUGUGGCUAGGUGUUACCUGGGCCAGCAGAGCACAGGUUAAAGUGUCAUUGUACUUAGAAAAUGACCUUUUCUCCUAAGAACAGCUCCAUGUGCCCUACUCUGCAGUCAGGAGCCUACCUGUUUCUGUCUCCUCUGCUGCUUCCUUUCCAGCCAGGCUGUGCAGCAUUGGUGACAGAAAGGGAGCUGGUCUCCCACCUGAUUUAUGCAUCAAUGUUCCUCCCUGCCCCCAGUCCGAUUAUAGGAGAUAAGAAAUCCACCCUGAGCCCAGGCUGGCUGGUCCCUGCCUGUACAGACACCACCUCUCCUGCUGGUUUUGAGGUGCCAGAGGAUCUAGGACAUUUUUUCAGAGUAGAAUUGCACUUUAACCAAUCCUGGGAGCUGGGCUUGCUGCUCUGGGGAGCCCUGUACCUGAGUGGCAAUGCCAGCUGCCCUGCAAAUAUUCCUUCAGCCUUGUAGCUGCUGAGGAGUCUUCUCCAAGCACUGUCCCCUCUGCCAGGAGGUGGGCAGGCUGUAAGACAGGCAUGAACCACCCGGGGAAACAACGCAAGCUCUCUUUGCAGCACAGCUCCAGAGAGAGCUUUGGGCUGCCUCCCUGCACUUGGAAUUGAAGUGAUGCUGGGUGAGGAUCUUCAGUUGCUGUUCUCUCUGUCCAGCCUGAUAGCCCGAGGGAAUGGGACAGGUUGCUGUGUGAAGAUGAUGUCUCCCCUGGAGACUUCUGUAGUGUGGUGUGUUUGCUCUGCCCUGUUCCUUGGUGGGCACCAGUGUGGACUGUAGAAGUGAGGUGCAAAGCCUGGAAAAUGGUUUGAAUUUGCUGCUUAGUCCUGAAAGCUGUGGUCCCCACACCAGCCGCACUGAGGUAUGAGCCCUGUCCCUACACUGCUGGGCAUCCAUCUGACUGGUGAGAGGAAGGUGGACAGAAAACACACACCCUAAAAAUAACCUCUCUCAAGUUUUGCAGUGCUGGGGCUGGGGUUUGGCCAGUGCCUCCCUCCCUUGCCUAGUCUCAGAUUGGGGGGUGUGUAAAAAUACUGUAGGAUGAGAAACUUAAUGUCGGCUUGUGGAGGGUUGGGCAUCAGUUCUGCUCUUGUGGCAACUGCUGAGCUUUAACCUGCUGCAGGGCAGCUGCUGGCUCAGGCAGCUGGUGUCACCCAGGCUCAUGCCCACAGCCUCAGCUCUCCCAGCCUUGCGGUAAAAUGAACUGCAGGAUCAGUGGUCUGCCAGGAUGCUAACCUCCUGCUUCCAGCUGGCCUGGUAGUUGCCUAAAGGGUGCCCUGGCACCCGCUGCCCUGUGACCAGUAGCUCGGGCAGUCAAGGGAGCCAUGUAGGAUGAGUGCUGCUGGCCUCUGCAGAGGUGCACUGGUGGUGGAGUCCAGUCCUGGGGCAUCUGGGCUGUGCAAGAAGCUGGGGGUGCUCCCAGAAGAGCAUUCCACAACCCCUGAUCCACCCUGAACUCAAAAUGAUUGGCUUCCCCCUCUCUUCCUCUCUUUCCAAACUGUUUUCUGAGGAAGUCUGGGGGUGCAGGGAGGCUCCCCUGCUGUGUCCCCUUCCCCCAGCUUAAGUCACCUCUUUGCUCAGCACGGUAAAGACCUGAAGCCUAGCAGCCCUGCAAGCCCCCGUGCCAGCAUUGAAGCAUUGCAGGGAUCACAGGCUGCGCCAGCGCUGCAGAACCCAAGUUGCAAGGGCUGGAUUCAGCCUGCCCUUCAGUCGGCUGGGGCAGAGAUGGGAGCAUGGCUGUGGGAGCUGGGCAGUGGGAGCCCCAGACUUGCGUGCUAGUCUGACCUGAGUGCUGGAUGCGGAUUGCAUCCCACUGAAAUUCCCCUGGCAGGGAGCAAGCUGCCUGGGCUGUAUUCUCACACAGUCACACGGUCUCGGCACUCUCCCUCCGCCAAUCCCUACCCAGACCUAACCUUUCCCAUAGGCACACUGAAUGUUCCUUCAGGAGAGCUGGAUUUUUGGCUUUGGGGGGCUUUUCUGGCUUUAAGUUGUACAUUAAUGUUUCCAGAUACUUUGGAAACGCAGAUUUCCCUGUGGCAGCUCAAUUAAAUGCAUCAGUGCCAAACCAGCACCUUCUUAACAAAACAAGUCCUUUUUCCAGCUUAUUUCCUUGUGUAAUUGUUUUUUUUUUGCAGUAUUUAAUGAAUGACUUUGUGCCUUGAUUCAAUAACUCAGAUGGGUGAUGAUGGCAUAUAUCACUGUGUUAUGUAUUAGUGUGUUUUUUAACACUAAGACUGUUUGGUUUGGUUCUUUAACUUAUUGCAAAUUGUGCCCUAUAGGACUUGGUCUAACCGGAAUGGUUUCAAUAAAUCCUCUUUUGCAUUGUUUGUAAA
This is a messenger RNA of Haliaeetus leucocephalus (bald eagle), 6578 nucleotides long. RefSeq names its product putative RNA-binding protein Luc7-like 1. The transcript has 13 exons. Gene Ontology annotation, cellular component: U1 snRNP; U2-type prespliceosome. Bases 2037 to 3695 code for a protein of 552 amino acids. NCBI's taxonomy places the organism in Eukaryota, Metazoa, Chordata, Aves, Accipitriformes, Accipitridae. Gene Ontology annotation, molecular function: mRNA binding; protein binding. Gene Ontology annotation, biological process: mRNA splice site recognition. The record is from RefSeq and is a predicted model, not a curated record.